AUGAACAAAUUUCUGACACUAGUACUUCUUGCUGCGUAUACUGCAGCAGGACCUGCAGACGUACAGCCAUCUCAGAAUCUGAAUUGUUUGGAGUACGACAAUGCCUUCUUCAGCUGCAUGUUCGUGAAGACUAUCACUGCUCUUAACAGAGCGGCUCGAUCGAGCAACAUCGAAAUCAUCGAUGGCGUGACUUUCGUACGAGAUACUCCUAUGGAGCGCCUUAGCAGGAAUUUAGAAAUUAACGAAAAGGAGAUCAUGAAUGAACUACCACGCGAGAACACUAAUAGAAUGAUAAAAAUUUUCAACAUGCUAUAUGAUUCAGUUGUAUCUUUUAUGAAUAGCCACAGUUUGAAAUUUGACAUGCCCGAAGGUUCAGUUUCUCGUGCCCUGACCGAAGGACGUGGCAAGAUCAAGAAACUAGUUUUGCCAUUGAUUGCUGCAGCGGGUCUCAAGGUCUUCGCAUUCGCACCGCUUUUGCUUCUCGGCUUAGGUCUGAUAACUAUAAAAGCUUUAAUCUUCGGUAAAUUCGCCUUGCUUGCUGCCGGCUACAUGAUAUUCCAGAAGCUUUUAGGCGGUAGCAGCGUGGGUAGUCUCUUUAAUAGAAAUCCUCCGCCUAUUUGGUAUGACCACGGUCCCACUGGAAGUUGGGCUGCUAGCAGUGGGUCCCCAGGAUCACAGCAACAAGGAUAUAGAAGCUUUGACGCUGAUGCAAAAGUCGACGCCCAAAAUUUGGCAUAUUCUGCGCACGUACCAACUGCCAACGAUUAAAUAAGACAUUUUUUGUUAUCUGCCAUGAAGAAAUUUGGA
Messenger RNA from Cyphomyrmex costatus, 807 nucleotides. RefSeq names its product DUF1676 domain-containing protein Osi14 (gene Osi14). The record is from RefSeq and is a predicted model, not a curated record. The transcript has 3 exons. Bases 1 to 768 code for a protein of 255 amino acids. Gene Ontology annotation, cellular component: membrane. NCBI's taxonomy places the organism in Eukaryota, Metazoa, Arthropoda, Insecta, Hymenoptera, Formicidae.